This is a messenger RNA of Oncorhynchus kisutch (coho salmon), 10319 nucleotides long. Its product is annotated as protein unc-13 homolog A. NCBI's taxonomy places the organism in Eukaryota, Metazoa, Chordata, Actinopteri, Salmoniformes, Salmonidae. Gene Ontology annotation, cellular component: plasma membrane; presynaptic membrane; synaptic vesicle membrane. Gene Ontology annotation, biological process: dense core granule priming; presynaptic dense core vesicle exocytosis; synaptic vesicle priming. The record is from RefSeq and is a predicted model, not a curated record. Gene Ontology annotation, molecular function: phospholipid binding; diacylglycerol binding; calmodulin binding.
CGCGGAGCUGUCCUCGCGCUGGUGCUGAAACAAGAUGGCUGUGCGUGCGAGAGGAGCGGAGGAGAGCUGAGGGAUGCAGAGACAGCGAGAGAGACGGCAAAGUGAGGGGAGCCUUUCAACAGCAAAAUAAAUAGCCAUAUCCGUGAAGAACGCACGGAUUCCCUUGUAAUGAUGUCUUCGAAUAGAUUUUAUGUCCACUAUGGCAAUAUUUAGCGUAUGUUUAGACGUACAUCUGUAGCCUACACCGGGAGGUAACUGAGGAGUAGCCAAGCGAAGCAGUGAAGACCCAGCCGGCCAGUAGAGGACAGCCGGGGACGCUCAGCGCUGCUGUCAGAGAUGUCCCUGCUCUGUGUCGGAGUGAAGAAAGCCAAGCUGGAUGGAGCCCAAGAGAAGUUCAACACGUAUGUGACCCUGAAGGUGCAAAAUGUGAAGAGCACGACCAUCGCUGUCCGGGGAAGCCUGCCCAGCUGGGAGCAGGACUUCAUGUUUGAGAUUAACAGGCUGGACCUGGGGCUGACGGUGGAGAUGUGGAAUAAAGGCUUAAUAUGGGACACCAUGGUUGGCACGGUGUGGAUCCCCCUGCACAGCAUCCGCCAAUCAAACGAGGAGGGUCCGGGGGACUGGCUGACCCUGGACUCCCAGGUUAUCAUGGCGGACAACGAUAUCUGUGGAACCAAAGACCCCACUUUACACCAGGUGCUGCUGGACACACGCUUUGAACUGCCUCUCGAUAUCCCUGAGGAAGAGGCACGCUAUUGGGCCAAAAAACUGGAGCAACUCAAUGCCAUGAGAGACCAAGAUAUAACUAACCAGGACUCGUACCAGGAAGACCCGGAGCGACCACUUCCUGUCCCAGGGACACAGUGCUGUAACUGGAGUCUGUGGGGAGAACAACAAAAUGAGGACCCAGACAGUGCUGUGGAUGACCGAGACAGUGACUACCGCAGUGAGACCAGUAACAGCAUCCCUCCCCCCUACUAUACCACGUCUCAGCCCAACGCCUCCGUCCACCAGUACCCCAUCAGAGACCAGCAGCACCGCCAGGGGACCCGCCCCUCCUCCUACCCCCCUUCCAACAGCUGUGGCCCCCUCGACUACCACCAGAGGGCCAUCAGCCCUACGGGAAGCUAUGCGUCGUCGGCAGAGUUGAGUCGCUGCAGCAGCCAGCUGAGUGAGGAGGAGUACGGCCCGGAGUACAGAGAGAGGGAUCCUUACGAUGAGAACGACUCUUACCACUCCUGUCACUCCUCUGUCACCUACAGCAAGGGCUCUCCCGACUGGGACCCUGACGAGACCCAGGGGGGGUACAGCGAUGAGGGGGGCUACAGUAAGGACGGGGGUGAGGAGGGGGCCCUCUAUGAGGAGGAUGACGGGGGCCUGUAUGAGGAAGAGGGGACAUAUGAAGGAGAGGAGGGCGAGAUUUAUGACGAUGAGGAUUACCCUCUGGACGGCACCCUCAGUGAGGAUAUGGAGGUCCCCUACACCCCCACCCCCACCAGCACGGCACCCCCCACACUCGACGUCCCCGGUGCUUCUAGACCCCCCCUGGAAAAACAGCCUUCUCUGCAUCAACAUCAGGCGCCACCCGUCCAGCCGCCCAGCCAAGCCCCAAAUCAAGCCCACCCUCCGGCCAUGGCUCCAGGAGGACAGCCCCUGGGUCAGCCACCCACCCAGGCUCCUCAACCACAGUCUCAGCCCCAGCCAGUCCCCGGCCCAGCACCAGCCCAGUCCUUCUUCUCCAUGGCAAAGCCCUUCUCAGCAGCAGUAACAGGCCUGGCCUCAUCUUUUCUGUCUUCUGGACUCCCCACUGCCCAAACUGCCCAGCCUCACCCCCCAGGCCCACAACCCCAGGCUCACCCCCCAGGCUCACAACCCCAGCCCCAGUCUGCCUCCUCCAUUCCCCCGUCUCACCCUGCCACCGGGGCCCCUUCUCCUCAGGGCACCCAGUCCACAACCACUGGCCCUCCCUCCCAACCGACCCCCUCCACUGCCCCCCCCUCUCAGGCCCAGCCCCCUGCCCAAACAACUCCCCAAUCAGAGGGCCCCGAUUCCAAACCCCCCCUGCCGGAGGACCAACACCUUCUAGAGGAAAACGAACCCCUUCUACCCGAGGUUAGGAUCCCCACCCCCAUAGAGGAGGAACCCUCCAUGGAAGACGAGGAGCUGAGGUUUGACGAGAGCCGCCCCCCCCACCCCCAUAGAGGAGGUGAGCCCAUCCCUGAGAGUGGCCCUGUAGAUGAGGAGCCCAAGGAGCCGGUGGACCCGUCGCUGCGGGCUAGAGAGAACUGGCUACGAAUCAUCAACAGGGUCCAACAGCAGCUUCGGGAGGCACGAGGAGAGACAUCCAAUUCUUUGUGGUUUGGUAAAGGAGGGGUGGGAGAGGUUUUGUACAGCAUCGACAGCAUGCCUGAUCUGCGCAAGAAGAAAGGCCCCUGCCUGGUCAAAGACCUGUUACAGGCCAUGUCUAUGGCCUCUCAGAACGCUCGGAAGGCUGGGAUCACCACAGCGAUGGCAUGCAGCACCCUCGGCAAUGAGGACCUGAAAAGUCACGUUUAUAAGAAGACCCUACAGGCUCUGAUCUACCCCAUCUCCUGCACCACGCCCCAUAACUUUGAGGUGUGGACGGCCACCACUCCCACCUACUGCUAUGAGUGUGAGGGGCUGCUGUGGGGCAUCGCCCGCCAGGGCAUGAGGUGCUCCGAGUGUGGGGUCAAAUGUCACGACAAGUGUCAGGACCUGCUAAAUGCCGACUGCCUGCAGAGGGCAGCGGAGAAGAGUUCUAAGCACGGGGCAGAGGACAGAACCCAGAACAUCAUCAUGGUUCUAAAGGACAGAAUGAAGAUCAGAGAGAGGAACAAACCGGAAAUCUUCGAGCUCAUCCAGGAAGUGUUUACCGUCGUCAAGGCGACGCACGCCACGCAGAUGAAGCAGAUCAAACAGAGCGUGCUUGAUGGGACGUCCAAGUGGUCGGCCAUGAUCAGCAUGACUGUGCAGUGUGCUCAGGGCCUCCAGGCCAAGGACAAGACUGGUUCCAGUGACCCCUACGUCACAGUUCAGGUGGGCAAGACCAAGAAGAGGACCAAGACUAUCUACGGCAACCUCAACCCUGUCUGGGAGGAGAACUUCCACUUUGAAUGCCACAACUCGUCGGACCGUAUUAAGGUACGCGUGUGGGAUGAGGACGAUGACAUCAAGUCCAGGGUGAAGCAGAAGUUCAAACGGGAGUCAGAUGACUUCCUGGGUCAGACCAUCAUCGAGGUCCGCACGCUCAGCGGAGAGAUGGACGUCUGGUACAACCUGGACAAGAGAACAGACAAGUCAGCUGUGUCUGGAGCCAUCCGGAUGCACAUCAGUGUAGAGAUCAAAGGAGAGGAGACUGUGGCUCCCUACCAUGUCCAGUACACCUGUCUACAUGAGCACCUGUUCCAGUACACUACAGAGGUGCAGAACAGUGGUGUGGUGAAGAUCCCUGAUGCUAAAGGAGACGACGCGUGGAAGGUGUACUUCGAGGAGACUCCCCAGGAGAUCGUGGAUGAGUUCGCCAUGCGUUACGGAGUGGAGUCCAUCUACCAGGCUAUGACCCACUUUGCCUGCCUGUCGUCUAAGUACAUGUGCCCGGGCGUGCCCGCGGUGAUGAGUACCCUGCUGGCCAACAUCAAUGCUUACUACGCCCACACCACCCAGUCCACCAAUAACGUCUCGGCAUCAGACCGCUUCGCCGCAUCCAACUUUGGAAAGGACAGGUUUGUGAAACUCCUAGAUCAGCUCCACAACUCCCUGAGGAUUGACCUAUCUAUGUACCGGAAUAACUUCCCAGCCAGUAGCCCUGAGAGGCUGCAGGACCUCAAAUCCACUGUAGACCUACUGACCAGCAUCACCUUCUUCAGGAUGAAGGUCCAGGAGCUGCAGAGCCCCCCCAGGGCCAGUCAGGUGGUGAAGGACUGUGUUAAAGCCUGUCUCAACUCCACCUAUGAAUACAUCUUCAACAACUGUCAUGAACUCUACAGCAGAGAGUACCAGACAGACCCUGCUAAGGCUGACGUUCCAGAAGAGCAGGGUCCCAGUAUCAAGAACUUGGACUUCUGGUCAAAACUCAUCACCCUCAUCGUCUCCAUCAUAGAGGAAGACAAGAACUCCUAUACACCCUGUCUCAACCAGUUUCCUCAGGAACUGAAUGUGGGCGUGAUCAGUGCAGAGGUCAUGUGGAACAUGUUUGCUCAAGAUAUGAGAUAUGCCAUGGAGGAGCAUGAGAAGAACCGGCUGUGUAAGAGUGCUGAUUACAUGAACCUGCACUUCAAGGUGAAGUGGCUCUACAACGAAUACUGCAAAGAGCUGCCCACCUUCCAGAAACGUGUACCGGAGUACCCAGCGUGGUUCGAGCCGUUUGUCAUCCAGUGGUUGGACGAGAACGAGGAAGUGUCCAGAGACUUCCUGCACGGUGCCCUAGUGAGGGACACAAAGGACGGGUUCCAGGUGACGUCAGAGCAUGCUCUGUUCUCCUGUUCGGUGGUGGAUGUGUUCUCUCAGCUCAACCAGAGCUUUGAGAUCAUACGCAAGUUAGAAUGUCCUGACCCCCAGAUCGUAGGCAACUACAUGAAGAGAUUCGCCAAGACCAUCGGGAACGUUCUGCUGUCCUAUGCUGAGAUCAUUUCCAAAGAGUUCCCUAAACAAUGUGGGAACAAAGAGAAAGAGAAAGUGCCCUGCAUCAUCAUGAAUAACAUCCAACAGCUUAGAGUGCAGCUGGAGAAGAUGUUUGAGGCCAUGGGAGGCAAAAAUCUGAACGUGGAGGCCAGUGACUUCCUGAAGGACCUGCAAUUAAAGCUCAACAACGUCAUGGACGACCUUAGUAGGAUCUUUGCCGUCAGUUUUCAGCCCCAGAUUGAGGAAAAUGUAAAGCAGAUGGGAGAUAUCUUGGGCCAGGUGAAGGGACAGACUGUUACAGACAACAACAGCGUGGCCGGGGAUGCAGACAACGUCCUGCAGCCCAUCAUGGACUUCCUCGACACCAAUCUGUCGCUGUUUGCUAAGAUCUGUGAGAAGACUGUGCUGAAGAGAGUGCUGAAGGAACUGUGGAAACUGGUCAUUAACACUAUGGAGAAAAGCAUUGUGCUUCCCCCGUUCACAGACCAGUCGGGCACUCAGAUGAUCUUUAAUGCAGCUAAGGAGUUGGGUCAGCUUUCUAAGCUCAAGGAGCACAUUGUGAGAGAGGAGGCCAAGGCUCUCUCCCCUAAACAGUGUGCCAUCAUAGAGCUGGCAUUGGACACCAUUAAGCAAUACUUCCAUGCGGGUGGUGUGGGUCUGAAGAAGACGUUCCUGGAGAAGAGUCCUGACCUGAAGUCUCUGCACUACGCCCUGUCCCUCUACACACAACACACUGACAAGCUCAUCAGGAAGUUUGUCCUUUCACAAAACGCUCAGGUCCAUGGAGGGAAGGGGGUCAGGUAUACCCUCAACGAAGACACAUUACCAGAAAAGGGGUCGGGAGUGGAGGAGCCAAUCGGAGAGGUGGUAAUGCACGUGGAGAUCUACACCCAUCCCAACACUGGAGAACACAAGAUCACUGUGAGAGUGAUUGCUGCUAAUGACAUUAAGUGGCAGACCCAGGGGAUAUUUCGUCCCUUCGUGGAGGUCUACAUCAUUGGUCCCCACCUCACUGACAAAAAGAGGAAGCACGCCACCAAGUCCAAGAAUAACAGCUGGUCGCCCAAGUUCAACGAGACCUUCCAGUAUUCCUUGGGCAGUGAGUUGGGUCCGGAGGGCUAUGAGCUGCAGGUGUGUGUGAAGGACUACUGCUUCGCCAGGGAGGACCGUACGGUGGGCAUGGCCCUGAUGCAGUUGAAGGACAUGGCCUCCCGGGGCAGCAUGACAUGCUGGCUCCCCCUGGGGAAGAGGGUCCACAUGGACGAGACGGGCCUGACGGUACUGAGGAUCCUGUCCCAACGCAACAACGACGACGUGGCCAAAGAGUUUGUCAAGCUCAAGUCAGACCAGCGCUCUGCCGAGGAGGGACGGGCGAGCUGAGAGGGAGAGUAGAGAUGGGCCUAGUGAUCAAGAUACUGAUUUAGAUACACACACACACACACACACACACACACACACACACACACACACACACACACACACACAGUUACUAAUACAAUACUGGCAUGUUUAUGUCAUAUAAACACAGUCAUGAACACACUAAUCAUCUCUAAUCACAUAAUGAGAUAAACACAGAGGUGACCAACAGUUCCUUUGAGCACCUGUCAAUGAACCAAUCAAUUUAUCAAUCCAUUUCUACUGCUCUCUCUCUCAUUAUCUCUCUUUCACUCUUGCAUAUUACACAUUUUAUAUAUAUUUAAUGCAGAAAUGUGAGAAACAAAUAUUUGAUGAGUUAUGGUGGAGUUAUAGAGACAGAUGACUUUGCACUUUGACCUCUCGGCAUGUUCAAGAGAGCAGCCCUAAACCCCAACUCUUACUUCUCCGUCUGUUCCUAUUAAUCUGUCUGUGGGUUUAUCAGUGUGUUCUCUUUCGCUCUCUUUCCUUUUCUCUAUGUUGUGCUCAGUCUUCCUGUCAUGUGAUGUGCUCUGGGUAGAAGUAGACCUCAGUGACAGAUCUAGGAUCAGCUUACACAGUUGUCCUGGCUUUCCCUGUUGGGGAGAGGGAAAUGUAACAUUGAUCUUAGAUCAGCGUCUGGGUGCAGCUUCAUCCUAUCUCGUGUGAUGAUGUACUUCCUGCAUGUUGAACCCAAUUCUCAGAGAACACUGUGAUUAAUUAGCUGAUACCACGGCAACAGCUGUACAGCCCCCGCCCCCCACGGACACUUGACACCUUAUACCUGUGUGCACGGUGCAUAUGACCUGGUAUAAUAAGGGUUAACAUAAUAAUAACCUUUGUAACCAUGAAGAAAACUACUAUCCAGUAAAAAACUAAGUGAGGAAAGAAGAAUGUGCCGACGUUUGAUAUGAAUGUGUAUUUUGUAAGACACGCCAGUCUUUCACAUGAGUUGAGGUUAGCCUAGGUUUGGAUCAGAGUUGUUGGAUGUUAGUGUGUUUGGAACACACCGUAUGGCCAUGUUGUAUAUAGACACUGAGAUGGUGCCGCAGACCCAAACAUGUACCUUUUGAAGAUGGUCUGCUCUUUUUACAUACUCACCUACCCUAGCAAUGGCCCUGGCCUGACAUUACUAUAAAGGAGUAAUACUAGCCAAUAGAUGGUUGAUUCAACCCCUCAUAAACCCCCUUCUAUGUUCCCUUGAAAGUGCACAAAUACUGCAAAGGGCUACAGGACCAGCAGACAUAGACAUUACAUAGACACUGCCUGGUCACUUCUCCCGUCUGUGUCUGUGAGAAUUGAAUAAAUAUGUUUUCUGUGCUAUGGGCCAUAAGAUAAAACUAACCCAUAGGCCACUAUAUACAGUGAGCUCCAGAAGUAUUGGGACAGAGACACAUGUUGUGUGGUUUUGGCUCUGGACUCCAGCACUUUGGAUUUGAAAUGAUACAAUCACUUUUCAUUUAGAAACUUUUUGUACAUAGUCCCUCCCAUUUUAAGGGACCAAAAGUAUUGGGACAAAUUCACUUAUAUGUGUAUUAAAGUAGUUAAUUUCAGUAUUUGGUCCCACAUUCCUUGCAAGUAAUGAUUACAUCACUCUUGUGACUCUACAAAUUUGUUGGAUUAAUUUGCAUGUUUGUUUUGGUUGUGUUUCAGAUUGCUACAUGCUAACAUCCCAUGAUAUUGUAAAGGUGAGAGGUUAGCAUAUCUUGGGGGUAUGAUAUUGUGUGUCUAACAUUCUCACUCAUCAUUAUUCACAAUUAAUUCAGGAUUAGCCAUAGCAUCUAUAUUCAUGUAGAAGUGUUUAGAAACAUAUUAUAUUCUUAUUUACAAUAAAAGUGACUCUAAAAUGAAACAAUACAUUAUUUACCAAUAAUUUCUAUUGGGCACAAAAUUAUCUGAAACAACCAAAACAAACCGCAAAUGGAUCCAACAAGCUUGUAGAGUCACAAGCUUGAUGUAGACUUUGGGUACUAGGCAUAUGGGACCAAAUACUACACUUUUGACUACUUUAAUACAUGUGAAAGUGAAUUUGUCCCCAUACUUUUUGUAAUUUCUAAAUGGUUCACCCGAUAUGGAUGACAAUAUCUUAAAAGUAAAGCUGACAGUCUGCACUUUAACGUCAUUGUAUCAUUUAAAAUCCAAAGUGCUGGAGUUCAGAGCCAAAACAACAACAAAAUGUAUCACUGUCCCAAUACUUUUGGAGCUCACUGUUCACCAUAAGGUCACUACAGAGCAACUGCAUGGUUUCUCUGACUGCCUUUUCAAUCAUCUGUUUCUGUGUUUUUAAGGCAAUACCUAUUUGUCUGUUUUGACAAUUUGGCCCUGCAUUUUUCUGAGGAUAAGCUUUAGCCUGUUUUGGAGUAUGGCUGUAUGUGUCUGUCUGUGUCCGUCUGUUCUGUCCUACCUGAUUUCAGUGUUUAUUUGUGGUAUGUAGAGGCAAGCAAUAUAACCCCUAAUCACUGGAAACCUGUGGCAUGCCCAGGAAUUCCAACUGCAAUACCAUGAUCCAAGGAGUGGAAUGCCAAUCUCACAUUUUCAUUGGACCACUGAGUGGGAAAUUCCCUGUUAUAAUGGACUCAUCUCAAUUUCCUUCUCAUAGGACAUGUGUGUGUUUUUCUUGGCAUAGAGGGAAAUACUUUGGGAAUACUGUACAUUGGAGAGAAUGAAUUUCAGCUUACAUUAAGAUCUCUCCUAUCUGCUGUUCAGUCAGCUCCUGGUCUGACUUUUCCAGAGGAUGACUUUGCAAAGAUUGUGAUGAAUGGACCAACUCAAAUGGACCAGCUAGUGUUUUUCAAAGACUUGUGUUGGCUAUUAGAAGUGUCAACGCCCAAGCCAUCGUAGUAGUUUAAUAAUACCACAUCAAGGCAUCGUAGUAGUUUAAUAAUACCACAUCAAGCCAUCGUUGUAGUUUAAUAAUACCACAUCAAGCCAUCGUAGUAGUUUAAUAAUACCACAUCAAGGCAUCGUAGUAGUUUAAUAAUACCACAUCAAGCCAUCGUAGUAGUUUAAUAAUACCACAUCAAGCCAUCGUAGUAGUUUAAUAAUACCACAUCAAGGCAUCGUAGUAGUUUAAUAAUACCACAUCAAGGCAUCGUAGUAGUUUAAUAAUACCACAUCAAGGCAUCGUAGUAGUUUAAUAAUACCACAUCAAUCCAUCGUAGUAGUUUAAUAAUACCACAUCAAGCCAUCGUAGUAGUUUAAUAAUACCACAUCAAGCCAUCGUAGUAGUUUAAUAAUACCACAUCAAGCCAUCGUAGUAGUUUAAUAAAACCACAUCAAGCCAUCUAUAUAUCAACCACCCACUCAGCACGUAAAGAUCUGUUGAUGUGCCCGUGAGCAAGGCACUUAAACCUAAUUUGCUCCAGGGGCGCCCUACCCAACCCUUCCCGUUUUCAACUAUGGCUGACUGUAAAACAACACAUCUCACUGGCUCUCUCCAGUGUGUCACAAUAUCGUUUUUUUAUUACUUUUCUUUUUGACAAUGCAAAUGCCAUAUGGGUGUUGGCACAAAAUGCUUAUAUUGUGAUGUUUGUGCUUGUUGUACAUGAGUUUGAAUCAACACUUUUCACAGCUAGAGCGCAACAUGGACUGUGUCAUGUUGCAUUGUGGAGGGAGAGCUAAUACAUUAUUCUUUUUUUGUUUUUAUCUUCUGAGCUUCUGUUUAACCAAAGGCAAGGCUUCUGAAUGUCAUUUCACAUCACAUGAUCAUGACAGCUGACAGUACUGCUAGUGGUGCUUCUGAUAGUACAUGUAUGACUUCAUUUAACUCCAAGAACCUGCUCUUUGUUACCACUCAUAGAAAGACUGCACACACACGCACAUAUAUACACACUAACAUAUGCGCAAGCACAAAAGGGCACACGUGAGAUGACAUGCAUGCACGCCACCACAUCUCCAUGGAGACCAAGUGAUGCCCACCCUGUGAAUAAAAACAAACACCAGUGCAUGAAGGGAAAAUGAACUUUAACGUGCCAGCACGCGUCUCUUUGAUGUUACCAAUAAUGGGAUUUUUUCUCUCUUUUCAUUUGAAUACCUAUGUAAUGAUAAUGAAUUAUAACAUUUUAUUUUUUAAAAGGCUUGUGAAUACAUACAAAUAUUUAACCAAUAUGAAUGUAGCGUGUACACGGAAUUCGCAUGAGAGAAUUAUUUUCUACUGAGGAUGUUUCUAAUUUGUUUAUCAUUACGAUUGAUUGUUCUUUAUCUAGAGUGAAGGUGGAUUAGAAUGGUGGGUUAGAAUGCAGCCUGGUUGUGAACUGCUUCCUAUUAAAAAGGCCAUUUGUGUCCAA